Messenger RNA from Harmonia axyridis, 1965 nucleotides. RefSeq names its product ankyrin repeat domain-containing protein 1-like. Gene Ontology annotation, molecular function: protein binding. The record is from RefSeq and is a predicted model, not a curated record. The transcript is spliced from 4 exons. The coding region runs from base 133 to 1887 and encodes 584 amino acids. NCBI's taxonomy places the organism in Eukaryota, Metazoa, Arthropoda, Insecta, Coleoptera, Coccinellidae.
CGACUGUAGUUCUUAUGAUCCAUUGUCAAAAAAAGAGCAUUAUUUUCAAUUUUGAACUUUGUUUAUGUUUAUCUUUAGGGUUGAUUAUAAAUAUUUCAUUUUUUGAAUGAAAUUAGUUGAAAAUAUUGAAUUAUGGAUGGCCCCGAUAUUGAAGACAUUGGAAACGUAGAAAUCGUAGAAGCAAUACCUCCUGCUGAUGAAGAAUUAGAAUUAUUUCCCGUAGAACAUCAAAAUGAUGAAGCUUUUUUUGAUUACAAGGACCCUUUACUUUACAAUGGCAUUAUGAAAGAUGUUUUGUUGAACGAAAAGGAAAAAGUUUUGCAAAAAAUAUCCUUAGGAAAAUCAGUACGAGUGAUAGACAAUCAAGGAAAUUCUCUACUACAUUUAGCAGUUGAGGUAGUUAAGGAAGAUGACAUGGAGAUGAUGGAUAUAUUACUCCAACAAGAUAGUAUAGAUAUCAAUGCUGUUAAUUAUGCACGUGAUACUCCAUUGACAACAUCAAUUCGCCAUAGAAAAAGCUUCGCUGCAUUGAAACUUUUGGAAGCAGGAGCUGAUUUCAAUUUUCCCAGGUAUUUAACUUCAACACCUCUUCAUUGUUGUUGCCAAUUUGGUCUAUCAGAUGUGGGGGAAGCUUUGAUUUGUGCAGGAGCCAAUAUAAAUGCACUUGAUGUGGAUGGUGAUACACCCUUACAUCUGGCAGUCCUAUUUAACCAGCUGGAAAUGCUAUGCAUGUUGCUUUGCUACGGAGCAGAUAUGAUUAGAAAUAGUGGUAAACUUACUUCUUUUGAAUUAAGUAUUAGCACGCAGAAUUUUAUUUUUGCUGAUAUAUUGCUAGAAUAUUUGACGGACUUCAACUCUACAACAAUUAACUUUGCAGUGGUACAACGUUAUCCAAACCUACCACUUUUGAUCAAAAAGUUUAUAAAAUAUGAAGAGAAUUAUUGUUUGAAAUUAGAAAUGGAGGCUUGGCUUAUUUUGUUUGAGAACAUUGAAGCAUUCAAACUUGUUUGGAAUAACUUCUCUAUUGAUUAUAAUUUGGACUACCCUUUACUUGAAAUAUUUCAUUGUGAUUCUUUGAGUUGGGAUUCGACUAAGAAAAUUAUCAAUAUCGUACUCAGCAGCGAGGAUAAAAUAAUGCCAAAAUUAAUAAGUAUCUCUGGUCAAUAUCCCUAUUUAUUUCCAGUGUUAGUUGCAAUUGUUGAAAAGAAAUAUGAUUUAGAAUUUGUUCGAGAAUUCUGCACAAUUCUGCUGUCUUAUGGUCUAGAUCUGUGGGAUAUUGAUCUAGACAUAAUAUUUGAAAAGUUUGGUUAUUGUGACUUCUUUUAUUUUUUGUUAUAUAUGGACAUCAGAUUUUCUCUAGCAUCCAAAUAUACCCUAUUUCCCUAUAUAAUAUAUGCGGUAGAUGAUAGAUUAAGUUUACCUUUGAGAUUAGAAAACCAUUAUGUUAAGCUCGCCUGUAAGUGGAUAUUUGGCUCUAGAUUUUUCAAUUCAACUCUAGAUUUUGAUGUAAUGUUCAGUCACUCUGUUUUGCCAUCUGUCAUCAGUAAAAAUAUAGGUGGAAGAUGGCAAGACAUGAUGAAAUACUUUAAGUUAUCAGAUAGAGUUCCAUCGUUAUCUGAAUUAGCAAGGAAUAAAACCCGAGAUUACCUUUGUGCCAGAUACAGUAUAAAAAAUUCCAGAGAGUUCUGUUGUGUCGUGAAACGUUUGGAUGUGCCUGAACUAAUAAAGAAAAUAAUUUUAUUCCAAGCUCCAUUAUAUAGACAAUCUUUGCCAUGUGAUAAACUUAUUUCUAGUAAUAGAGAGAAACGAUGGUCUGCAAUUAAAACACAUGUUAGUUGUUUAAGGGAGGGGGAUUCUAGUCGUGAAUAUCUUCGGUUAUUCUUGUAAUUGCCCUUUUCAAAUUACCUCAUUUGUGACUAAUGUAAUAAUCAAAGUUUUAUACUGUUAAUAAAUUUUGAUAAACAA